Molecule: messenger RNA, 513 nt
Organism: Tripterygium wilfordii
Lineage: Eukaryota; Viridiplantae; Streptophyta; Magnoliopsida; Celastrales; Celastraceae
Product: auxin-responsive protein SAUR23-like
Exons: 1
Coding region: 103-378 (91 amino acids)
Biological process (GO): response to auxin
Source: RefSeq, a predicted model, not a curated record
CAUAAAUUUUCACAAUCUCUCUAUUAAUAUCUUUUCCUUGAACACUAAACAGUCAAAAAGUUAUUGUCUUGACUUCUUCUCUCAAGAAACCCAAAAGAAAUCAUGGGUAUUCGAUUUCCUACCAUUCUGGCUAAGAAAAUUCUGAGGCGAUCUUCGACAUCUAUAGAUGUAUCCAAAGGGUUCUUAGCAGUAUAUGUUGGGGAGACUGAGAAGAAGAGAUUUGUGGUACCUGUAUCGUAUAUCAACCAGCCUUCAUUCCAGGAGUUGCUAAGCAAAGCUGAAGAAGAGUUCGGUUUUGAUCAUCCAAUGGGUGGUUUGACAAUUCCCUGUGGAGAAGACACUUUCAUUAGUGUUACUUCCCGGAUAAACAGAUUAUGAAGUUAUCAAAACAAAGCUUCAUAGACAAUUUUGUAUAGCAGGCAGUUCAUGUAAAUUGUAAUUCUCGUUAAGCAGAUGAGAUUUUUCUCGUGCGAAGGAAUUUUCUAUAACAUCCCGUAUAUCAAGAGUAAACCU